Ailuropoda melanoleuca (giant panda) is the source of this 721-nucleotide messenger RNA. Its product is annotated as orphan sodium- and chloride-dependent neurotransmitter transporter NTT5-like. The transcript is spliced from 2 exons. Gene Ontology annotation, biological process: amino acid transport; sodium ion transmembrane transport; nitrogen compound transport. The record is from RefSeq and is a predicted model, not a curated record. Lineage: Eukaryota; Metazoa; Chordata; Mammalia; Carnivora; Ursidae. The coding region runs from base 57 to 659 and encodes 200 amino acids. Gene Ontology annotation, cellular component: plasma membrane.
GUCAACAAAGAAGGAAGCUCCAUCCCUGCAGAAGCAGGAAGUAGAGUCCACCCAAGAUGACAUCUGUUAGUGAAAACACAGAGACCCAAGAUGAGAAAUCCCAGAUUUCUAGACCUUUGGAUUCCAAAUCCCUGAUUACUACUACCUCAGCUUCCCAGCUUUUAAAGCCUGAUUUGACUACUGAGGAACUGAUGGCAGAGGAACAGAAGUUUGACACUGUGUCAUCAUUUAUUUGGUCUGAUGAAGAUAAUGAUGAAAUACUGGAGACCAUAGACAAUGAUGAGCCAAAGGAGGAAGCCCCCACUGACCGACCAUCCUGGGCCAAUAAAAUCGAGUACCUCCUGGCCCAGGUGGGCUUUUCUGUGGGACUGAGCACCAUCUGGCGCUUUCCUUAUCUAUGUUUUCACAACGGAGGUGGCAGUUUUCUCAUCAUCUACAUCCUCAUGCUAUUCUUGGUUGGGGUUCCUCUUCUAUUCCUGGAGAUGGCAGCUGGUCAGAGGAUGCGUCAGGGCAGCAUUGGUGUAUGGAAGGUCAUCAGCCCCUGGAUUGGUGGUGUGGGGUAUACCAGCUUCAUGGUGAGGAGUCCUGGCCUGCCCAGGCCUACCCUUUACAUCCCACUCCCACCCCAACUGUUCCUUGUCCUGGGAUGGGUCCAAUGACUUCAUUUCUGUGGGUCAGGUCUCUUCACUUCCCCAGUCCUCUGGUCAAAUGCCUCCCUUCU